This is a messenger RNA of Callorhinchus milii (elephant shark), 916 nucleotides long. Its product is annotated as protease inhibitor bitisilin-3-like. Gene Ontology annotation, molecular function: serine-type endopeptidase inhibitor activity. The record is from RefSeq and is marked provisional. Lineage: Eukaryota; Metazoa; Chordata; Chondrichthyes; Chimaeriformes; Callorhinchidae.
GAUGUCAGGAACUGGGAGAGAUUUGUUUAGCACCUCUUUGUAGCUUGCUUUUAAAGAAGAAAACAAUAUUUAGAAAACUGACCAAGAACUGACCUAAAUGAAGAACUUUAACACUGCUGGUUUAAGUCUGGGGUUAAUUGCCGUUUACUUGACUUUUUUUACUUCAGCACAGAAGUUACCAGAAUGCAACCUGCCAAAGGAUGAAGGACAGCAAGGGAAUAAUCCAACAAUUAGAUUUUAUUACGAUAAAAAUACUGACACCUGCAAGCCGUUUUCGUACAAAGGAACAGGAGGAAAUGGAAACAACUUUUUAACUGACAAACCGUGCAUGAGGAAUUGUUCGAUGAGAGGAAAUGAGAUCUAUCCAAGUGAUGAUCGAGCGUGCAUGCUGCCAAUGGAGAAGGGUGACUGCAAAGGUCACAUCUUAUUGUAUUAUUUUAACAGCACGAAGAAGAAAUGCUCGUCUUUCCUAUAUGGAGGAUGUGGCGGAAAUGGCAACAGAUUCUUCCUACAACAAUUGUGCAAGACCGUCUGCGCCAGUAAAAUAGAUCAGCUUGCCGGUGAAGACGAUGAACCUGCUGGGAAUGAAGCCCUAGCAAUCGGACUGGGAAUGGGAUUCGCCUUGGUAGCAGUCUUGGUUGUGGCAGGUGUCAUUUUUUUCUGCAAAGAAAGAAACUACGUGAGAAGGCACCAAAAACAAUUCAUGAGAAACCUCUGACUGACGGGAUUGAAAUGAAGUGAAAUGGAAUUGGAAAGCUCUAUUCUGUACUGACUAAUAAAGAUUCAACGUGUUUGUAAUCCAUGUGUAUCCAUGAACAAAAUAUUAUUUUUUAAGAUACACUUUUAAAAAUAAACAUUCACUAGUUGCUUUAAUUAUAUUUGUUUUGCUUUGAAUAUUAAAUAAAAGUACCAAAAU